Molecule: messenger RNA, 339 nt
Organism: Symbiodinium sp. CCMP2456
Lineage: Eukaryota; Dinophyceae; Suessiales; Symbiodiniaceae
Source: the annotation of a GenBank genome assembly
GAGGCAUUGGUGGAGUGUGCCCGUGCUCUCGGAAACAUAUCCAGGCAUGAGGACGUCCGGCAGUGGAUGGUGGAGUUGCGGAUCGACGAAGUGCUGUCGAUCUUGUUGUCCCAUCAUGACCGCGACCUCGUGUUCUACUCUUGUGGCGCCUUCGUGAAUCUCGCUGCCGAUCCGGAGGUGUCCCAGCACCUGCGGGAAGGUUGCGGCGUUUUGGAGAAGCUUGCAGCUGUGCUUCUGGAAAGUGAUGAGGCUGCAAAGUUCUUCGGCCAGUGCAAAUCCUUUGCUGAUUACAACUACAGUACGGACCCCAAGACAGGUUCCCUAGUGCAAUUAACUUGA